This is a messenger RNA of Bacillus rossius redtenbacheri, 4386 nucleotides long. Its product is annotated as nose resistant to fluoxetine protein 6-like. The transcript has 14 exons. NCBI's taxonomy places the organism in Eukaryota, Metazoa, Arthropoda, Insecta, Phasmatodea, Bacillidae. Bases 562 to 2778 code for a protein of 738 amino acids. The record is from RefSeq and is a predicted model, not a curated record. Gene Ontology annotation, molecular function: acyltransferase activity, transferring groups other than amino-acyl groups.
GAGGUGUGUCUGCGCUUCUCGCUUACUUGUAAGUUGGAGUCUCCGAGUGGAGGAACCUCGCAUCCAAACGCGCUCUUCUUGUCUACUCGUUCGUUGGAGUCUCCGAGCGCCAGGAACGCCGCGUGUGUGUUGUCCGUUGUAGUGCUUCGCGCUUGUCAGUGCGUCGGAGUCUCCGAGCACACACCCGGAAUCCUGCGCGCAGGUCGUCGUUGGAGCGUGUUUAAACACGUCCCGAGAUAAAGAGAGUGUGUGUUCCUGUGGGGCCCCAUUCGUGAUAAGGGUCGAUGGCGCCAGGGAGGCGCUGAGGAACCCUCCCAAACCCCUUCCCCCCGCACCACACCGCCCGCCAUGACGCCCGCCGGCAGGAAGUCGACGCGGCGGUGCCCGACGAUCGCUAUUCAACUCGCGUCUCCCGGCCGAGGGGACGCGCCCGGCGUGCCAACUCGCCUGCGCGUCCACCGCCGGCGAUAAGCCCCUCCGGUACCUGCAAGAGGAGGGGGAGAAGCGGUGCGAGCCAGCUCGACUCUCGGGGGCCAUUUUUUCGGGACAUCUCACCCGACGAUGACCCUGCGCGCCGUCGUGGCGCUGCUCUGCUGGGGCCUAGCCGCCGCCGGCAAGGACUCCCGGGCGUGCUUCGUCGGCGUCAACGACAGCGAGUGCGGCGACUGCGUCUUCGGCGACGCGCGCGGCUGCGGCUGGAGCCCCGCAUCGCGCCUCGCUGACCAUCCACGCGGCGGAGGGGCGGAGCUCGGGGAGGAGCUGGACCCGGGGCCCACGAGGGCCCUCAUGGACCUGCUGCGCAGCAUCCCGGUGCACGCGCCCUCAUCGCCCGCCGUGAGCGGCCCCUGCCGCGCCGACAGCCAGCUGCUGGAGCGGGAGGCCCGCCGCUUCCGCCUGUGGGCGCUCAAGAUGGCGGACGCCACGGCCAAGCUGCCGUCGGGGCUGCUGAACGGCAACGUGAACCAGUUCGGCGACUUCGACCAGUGCCUGGAGGUGCACCGCGGCGCAGGGGCCCCGCUGACGGCGCGCUACUGCCUCGCCUACUUGGACGUGGAGCCGGCGCCCUGGGCCUCGCCCGCCGUCCGCGAGGUGGACUCCCUGCUGCACUCGCACCACGCCGUGCGCAGCAGGUUCCACGACCCCGGACACCGCAUCCCCAGGUUCUCGCUGGUGAACUGGGGGUUCUGCGUGCCCGACUCGUGCGGCGCGGCUGACCUUGAGAGCUGGCUGCAGGACGCCUUCUCCGCCGUCAACAACUCCACGGAGCUGCGCGUGGCGGCGCGCGUCGACCCGGCCAUGUGCUACACGCGCGAGGCGCCUUCGCUGACCUUCACCGCCGCCGCCGCCAUGUUAUUUUUCCUUGCCAUCAUCUGCGCUGCAGUCAUCGGGACUUGGUGUGACUACGCCAUUCCUGCUCGUCAGACUGAAAGCAGGUCGCUGCAGGCGCUGAAGGCGUUCUCGCUGCGGAGGAACUGGCGCCAGCUGACCAGCACGCAGACGCCGGCCGACGACCUGCGCAGCGUGCACGGCCUGCGGGCCAUCAACGCCUUGGCGCUCGUGCUGUUCCACAAGGGCGCCGCCUUCCAGUUCAACCCGUUCGUCAACCGCACCGCCAUGCAGUCGACGCUGGGCAUGCCGUGGUCCAUCAUCGGCCGGAUCUCCAUCAUCUACACGGACUCGUUCAUCAUGUUCAGCGGGCUGCUGACGUCCUACAGCUUCGUGAAGGAGCUGGACGAGCGCGGGCGCCUGAGCGUGUGGGAGAAGUACUGGUCCAGGUACAUCAGGAUCACGCCGAACCUGCUCGCCAUCAUCCUGUUCUGCACCUACGUGAUGGUGCACCUGGGCUCGGGCCCCCAGUGGAACCUCGUGGUGAAGCACCACUCGGACAUCUGCCAGCAGACCAUGUGGAGGAACUUCCUCUACAUCCACAACUACUACGGCUUCCAGAACAUGUGCCUGACGCACACGCACCAGCUCGGCAUCGACAUGCAGCUGUUCGCGCUGUCGCCGGGCUUCGUGUACCUGCUGUGGAGGAGCCGGUGGCUGGGGCUGUCCGCGGCCGCGCUGGUGGGCGCCUGGUCCGCCGCGCUGCGCUACGCCGUGUCCAUGCGCCACGGCCUCAGCACCGUCGUCUACUUCGGCGUGCCGGUGUCGAAGUUGUUCGACACCGCCAACAUGUCGUACGUGCUUCCGUCCCACCGCAUCACCGUGUAUCUGAUCGGGAUCGUGCUGGGCUACUACCUGAGACGCGCGAAGAAGGUUCACAUGACCAAGGCCCAGGCGGUGCUCGGCUGGGCGCUGGCCGUGGUCCUGGCGCUGACGGCCAUGUGCGGGCCCUACCACAUGGCGCGCCGCGGCUACCGCUUCGAGCCCAGCGACGCCGCGCUCUACCACGCCUGGUCGCCCGUCGUGUGGAGCGGCUUCCUCGUGUGGGCCAUCGUGUCCACGGAGAGCGGCUACGGAGGACCAUUUGGAGACCUGAUCUCGUGGAAAGGUUUCAUCGUAUUCACACGCAUAGCAUACGCUGUCUACCUCACUCAGUUCCCGGUGUACUUCUACAACGUGGGCACCAACAGGCAUGCACAGUACUACCAUCCUUUCAUGUUGUUCGAGAUGGGCGAGGUGACGACAAUCCUCCUCGCAUCCGUGGCCAUGACCUUGCUCUUCGACCUCCCCGCGCUGCAGCUGAAGAGGAUCCUCUGGAGGAGAAAGCCCGCGGCGGUCGUCGAGGUGUCUGAAGACGAUCAGCUGGCGAGGUCCACCAGCUCUCGAGGAUGAGGCUGGCCGCGGAUCCGUCGGGAGGUCGUCGGAGGUCGUCGGAGGUCGUCGGAGGUCGUCGGAGGUCGUCGUCCUUCGUCGCGCACGCCGUCGGCGAACCACCGCAUCACUGCAUCACUAGUCACUGCGUGGAGCGCGCACCGCUUCGCUGUCGUCCAGAAGAUUUCACCCCCCCCCCCCCCCCCUGAUGUGCGCGCGGCGGUGAACCUCCGAGGAUCAAACCGAAAAAAAACAUCGACGAGUAAAAUUCACCUUCUCUCUCUCUCUCUCUCUCUCUCUCUCUGUGUCUCUCUCGCUUGGUCUGUAAAUGCUUUUCAAAAAACUUUUAUACCUGACUCCAAUGGGUCGUUACCACAACGCCGAACGUACAAUAACGCCGAAUGCCAAAUUGACCGCAACGCCGACAGCUAGAAAACUGCCGUGUACCACAACGCCGAAAUACAUGUAACGCCGAAAAAUGUACCACAACCUAACCUAACCUAGGUUAGCCUAACCUAACCUAACGUGACCUUACCUUACCUUACCUAACCUUCGUGGCAGUCCUGCAAUUACAUUUAUCGGCGUUAAUGUAUUUCGGCGUUGUGGUAAUUCGGCGUUGUAGUACACAGCAUAUUUCUAGCUGUCGGCGUUGUAGUCAAUUUGGCAUUCGGCGUUAUUGUACGUUCGGCGUUGUGGUGCGUCCCCAACUCCAAUCACCACGGUACCUUUAAGGAUAGAUUUGAUUAAGACGUAUUUAACCAACUUCACCUCACUCGUCCGGAGCAUAUGAUUCAAAAAAUCAAACAAAACAUUUUAUAUGAAUUUCAACUUACAUUAUUUUUUUAUUAUAUAAAUUAGAUUGUUUUCUUUUUCAGUAGCGAUCACUAAGUCAACAGUAAAAGAAACCUUUUCGUUUUCUUCCAAACAAUCCCUUUAAAUUCCUUGCAACAAAAGUUAUUUUCAAUCGUGAUACAUUAUUAUAACCACCCGUAAAUCUUAGUUGCAGACAAUGUAAAUCGUGCAUCGUUGUUGAAAAAAGUUUUCACGUCCUAAAAGAACAUGUGUAAAUUGACGUAAGAAAUUAAAAUUAGGUUUUACACGGAGAAGGAAAAAAAAAAACCAAUUCCAAGAAACGAUGAUGUGUUUUUUUAUUAUUAUCUCAAACCUUUCUUUGUUAGUAUUUAGAAUGAAAUAGUAACUUACUUCCGAAGACUAUGUUCGUGCCAUUCAGAAAAAAAAAGUGUGUAAUUGAUUAUCUUUUUAACUGUUGUACUAGAUUCAAUCAAGCCAAAUCCGUGAACAUGCGUUGUGUUUCGUAUGUUUUACAGUGAAAAAAUGUAUAUUGUUAUCUAUUUUAAACAAAAAGGAUGUGAAUUUAAGAUCAGUAAAUAUUUUAAUUGUGUUUUUUUUUGAUGAAAGAUUUUGUCAUCAGUAUAAAGCAUUAUUUAAGUGGUAAUCCCUACCUGGCUUGUUUGUAAAAAAUAUAUAUAAAGAUUUGUAUGAAACUUAUCCUAAUUUUUAGAACUUGUUAAUGAAUAAAAACUUGCUACGUUGUGAAAAUGUUUAGCAAUUGAAUGUUAUUUUUAAUUUUGUGUAUGUGUGUGCAACCAAAUAAAUUGCUCAAAUCAA